AUGUAUGCAUCUGGUGUUGCAAAGCCCUUACAGGCCUGUCCGAGUGAUAGGUUGCAGAAGUUGCUAAACUUCUCGCAAUACGAAGAUGUUUUAAAGAAGGUGGACGUAGAAGGACUGUUUCUACAAUUAAAUGAAGAUGGACAAGGCAGGACAGCUAGUGACCUGUGGAGUUUAGUACGGACAUACUUUAUCAAAAGGAAGAGGUUCAAGGUAAUAGGGCGAUUCCAAGAUAUCGUUCGUCAAGUCCAUUUUAGGAUAUUGAGUCAAAGAGAUAAAUAUUUGGCACAAUCUGUGACACAGUUAGAUGUAUUGGAUGUCUCUUUACAACUGGCCAAGGAGUCAAGAAGGCUGUUCCUGGCACUGUCAUCUUCAGACAUAGAGGAGUUUACACGUUCACAGGGAAAAGAAAUUCGUCUUUCUAUAGAGAAUAUACUGAGAUUCAAUGAAGAUCUACGCAAGAUGGUUAUCACCGAAGUGUUAAAGACAAGAAGUCUUUCCGGAUCUAUUUAUGUCCUCAAGUUCUUCAUACAGGUCGGGUUAAAACUUUUGUAUCAAUUACAUGACUUCAGUUCAUUCAUUGCGAUUGUUCGAGGUUUGACAUCACUUCCUUUGUACCAUCUAGAUUGGAUAUGGUUGGCACUCUUCAUACAGGACCCGUUUACAUUUUGUCACUUUCUGGCGAUCCGACCGUUUCAGCACCCAGAAAAGCAGCACGCUGCAUAUACCUCUCGCGUGACCACGUGUUUAAAAAGAAAAGAAGCAUUUGUACCGUUGUUAGAUCAUAUUCUAGAGCAUUGUUUGGGAAAAGCAAAACAUCAACAAAGCUCCGUUUCAACAAAUUUAGUCGAAAUGAAAAGGAAUACAUCUUCAAUGCCGUCAAUAAAUAUAUUACUAGAAUCUCAAAACAAACGGUCAGUAACUGACAUUCCAGAUUCCUCACACAAUAAGCUAAUAAGAGCUUUAAAUUCAAAAACAAACGUUUCUGAAGUAUAUAGUACUAUUUCACCCAAGAAGGAAAUGGCAUCAUAUUACACGCAAAUCCAAUCGAAACAUGACGUUCCUAACGAUCAAGGAGCACAUCGCAAAGGGAUGAAGCAGUUGGUUUCAAGUUUUAUUGAUUGUUCGCCUGAAUUGAACACGCAUGAUAUUGACAGGAAUACAUACGGUAAACGUGUGCCUGCACUAAAGGUUAACAAUAUUGUUAACAAUGGAGGGAUAGUUUGUGAAAAUCAAGACAGAGCAAAUGAUAGCGAAGUGAAAUAUAAAAGAUCAUCAAGUGUGGAUAAUAACAAUACGUUUAAGGUGAAGGAUAACAUAUCGGACACACGUCAGAAAAUUAAACGUUCUAGUCGAGAGAACUACACACGUUCAAAUAUUGGAAAUAGAUAUGUGGAAAGUUAUGAAGGAUCACUGUACAGUAUUCAAUUAUUUCUGGGGCGCUAUGCAAAACAGUUGAAAAUGUACCCACAAUUAUUACAUUACAUGGAUCAUAGAAUAUCUAAAAUUCGCGAGGAAGCUAACAUAUCGGACACAAGUCAGAAAAUUAAACGUUCUAGUCGAGAGAACUACACACGUUCAAAUAUUGGAAAUAGAUAUAGUUAUGAAGGAUCACUGUACAGUAUUCAAUUAUUUCUGGAGCGCUAUGCAAAACAGUUGAAAAUGUACCCACAAUUAUUACAUUACAUGGAUGAUAGAAUAUCUAAAAUUCGCGAGGAAGCUAACAUAUCGGACACAAGUCAGAAAAUUAAACGUACUAGUCGAGAGAACGACACACGUUCAAAUAUUGGAAAUAGAUAUGUGAAAAGUGAUGAAGGAUCACUGUACAGUAUUCAAUUAUUUCUGGUGCGCUAUGAAAAACAGUUGAAAAUGUACUCACAAUUAUUACAUAACACGGAUCAUAGAAUAUCUAAAAUUGGCGAGGAAGCCGUCAAAAGGUUUAAAAGUGAUGAGGCGGUUGGCAAACGUAUUGCCAUAAUUGAGGAAAGGCGUGACAAAUCACAGGUUUCAGUUUUCACAGAUUCGGGAACUCAAUUUGAAGAUAGAAUUGAAAUUGAACCUUGUACAGAAAUGUUAACGUUCAUGCAAAGACCUUCGAAAACAAAGCCACGAAAUACAUUCAUAGCGAAGUUUAUGAAGGUAUUUGGCAAAGAAAAAACUCCUGGCACUCUGCAAGGUUUCCAAGAUAACAUUGAUGAAAUAGCCGAAAUUUUGAAUUCUUUCGAAACAAAUGAAUUCAAAGAAGACGUAAGCAUUUCAUCAUUUGAUCAAAGCUAUGAAGAAUCAUCGUUGCUUCAAGAAAGUGUUACGGAGUCCGAACCAUUGACAACGCCAUCCCUUUCAGAAGAAUCUAAUAUGUCAGUUGCAGCGUUCUCUUCUACGAUUGAUGAAGCAGACAGCAAAUUUCAAGUUGUAGAGGAGGAUGCUAUACAACAACAGGUUCAAACGGAACAAGCUGUAACAAAGCCAUUCUAUAAAAUAGAUGAAAGCAUGAUAAAAAAUGAUAAUUCCAAAGCCAAAAACACGAGUGUUACAAUGUUAGAAACUGAGGAUAAUGAGAAAAUGACGGUCAGAGAUAAAUCUAAAUAUGAUACAAGAGUGACCAACCUUUGCAAUGGGGUAAAUUCGAACAUCGAUCUCGCAUUUUUACACAGGACAUACUCCUAUAUACCGGAGAUAAUAAAAAGAGACGGAAGGAAAUCAAAGUUAGAAGAAUCACUGAUCAGUGGGUACCAUGAAAAUGAAAAUACUACUUUCGAACAAUUAAAAAACAAUAAAUUGUGUGGACUUGAGAAAAAGAAAUCAAUCGUUUUAGACCUGCUUUCACCAGAUGAAGAAUAUAAUUGUGAUGGGCACGGAAAAGCUGGACCUUCAAAAAACUUCAGUAAACUUACAGAAUUUGUUAGAAAGUUUUUCAAACACAAGCAAAGUACCAACAAUUCAAAAGAAACAUCGUUGCUCCAAGAAAGUGUUACGGAGUCCGAACCAUUGACAACGCCAUUCCUUUCAGAAGAAUCUAAUAUGUCAGUUGCAGCGUUCUCUUCUACGAUUGAUAAAGCAGACAGCAAAUUUCAAGUUGUAGUACAACAACAGGUUCAAAUGGAACAAGCUGUAACAAAGCCAUUCUAUAAAAUAGAUGAAAGCAUGAUAAAUAAUGUUAAUUCCAAAGCCAAAAACAGGAGUGUUACAAUGUUAGAAACUGAGGAUAAUGAGAAAAUGACGGUCAGAGAUAAAUCUAAAUAUGAUACAAGAGUGACCAACCUUUGCAAUGGGGUAAAUUCGAACAUCGAUCUCGCAUUUUUACACAGGACAUACUCCUAUAUACCGGAGAUAAUAGAAAGAGACGGAAGGAAAUCAAAGUUAGAAGAAUCACUGAUCAGUGGGUACCAUGAAAAUGAAAAUACUACUUUCGAACAAUUAAAAAACAAUAAAUUGUGUGAACUUGAGCAAAAGAAAUCAAUCGUUUUAGACCUGCUUUCACCAGAUGAAGAAUAUAAUGGGCACGGAAAAGCUGGACCUUCAAACAACUUCAGUAAACU
Molecule: messenger RNA, 3536 nt
Organism: Ruditapes philippinarum (Manila clam)
Lineage: Eukaryota; Metazoa; Mollusca; Bivalvia; Venerida; Veneridae
Biological process (GO): small GTPase-mediated signal transduction
Molecular function (GO): guanyl-nucleotide exchange factor activity
Source: RefSeq, a predicted model, not a curated record